Messenger RNA from Echinops telfairi (small Madagascar hedgehog), 8403 nucleotides. RefSeq names its product kinetochore scaffold 1 (gene KNL1). Gene Ontology annotation, cellular component: nucleus. Bases 7 to 6960 code for a protein of 2317 amino acids. Lineage: Eukaryota; Metazoa; Chordata; Mammalia; Afrosoricida; Tenrecidae. Gene Ontology annotation, biological process: protein localization to kinetochore; attachment of spindle microtubules to kinetochore; cell division. The record is from RefSeq and is a predicted model, not a curated record. The transcript is spliced from 23 exons.
UCAAAAAUGGACAGAGUGUGUUCAGAGACUAAUGAAGAAAAUGAAAAUAUAGAGAGAACUGUUAGAAGACGUCAUUCCUCAAUUUUGAAACCUCCAAGGAGUCCUCUUCAGGAUCUCAAAGGUGGGAAUGAUGCAGUUCAGGAUUCAAAUGUAAUGAAAAAUAGGAAAAGUUCUCGCCGGGUCAGCUUUGCAGAUACUAUAAAGAUAUUCCAGACAGAAUCUCAUGUGAAAAUAUCAAGAAAGUCGGAAAUUGCAGGGAUGAACACAUUGCUUUGUGCCCCCAUUCAGAAUCAGAUGCAACAGAAAGAGUUCUCAAUUAUAGAACACAACCAUGAAAGGAAACCUGGAAAUGACCAGACAAUCAUCUUUUCAGAUGAAAACCAGAUGGACCUGACAGCAAGUCACACCGUGAUGAUUGCCAAAGACCUUUUAAAUUGUACCCAAAGUGAAAAAUCUACCAAGAUAGAUACUAAAUCAUUUCUGGCUAACUUAAAGCUUCACUCUGAAGAUUCAAAGAUGAAGAAUGAAUUAAAUGUUUCCAUGGAUCAAGAUACAUCUUCAGAAAAGAAAAUAAAUUUCAAUGACUUUAUAAAAAAAUUGAAAAUGGGAAAAUCUAAUUCUCCUUCUAAAGAUUCUGAUAAAGAAAAUUGUGAGCCAUCUGUUCAUGCCAAUGAAUCAAAUAAUGCUUCGUCUAUACAUCAAAUGCAUGUAUCUCUGAAUGUUGAUGAGGAUAACCGUAAUAGGACUAGAAUCUUUAGAGAACAAGAUGAUGUAAUGAACUUCACCCAAUGUCAUACAGCUAAUAUUCAGACUUUGGUUCCUAUAUCUUAUGAGGCCAGUUUAAAAGAAGUUAAAGGUGAUGAUAUUACAAUUUAUGGGAGUGAAGUUAUGGACUUGACAAUUAACCACACUAUACAGAUUUUACCCACUGCAGAUCAUUUAUCAGAAAUGGAAAUUGAAACUCAGAAUGUCAGAAUGGAUGUUACAAGUUGUGGAGAUAAAUCUCAAGGAAAGGAGAAAAUAUUUAAGAAUAAACUGAAUACUCUAUUUCAAGAUUCUACCUUAAGCCCUGAAGAUGAAAUACAAAUUACCAGAGGUUAUAUUGUGGGAGCAGGAUCCCACACAGUCACACAGACCUCUAACCAAGAUGUCAAAAAUUUGCCCAUGACCUUAGAAUCAAUAUGUUCCAGUUCAGCUAGUCAAGAUUAUAAUACACUAUUUAAUUCCAGUUGUAAUGAUGCCAUGGAACUGACCAAGUGUGUCUCAAGUAUGAGAAAAGAGGAAAAUGUACUAAAGCACGAUAGUAUUUAUUCUAAAAUGUGUCCCAAUUCAGAUGCCAUCUCUCUUAUAGAAAAAACUUUUUAUUUUGGAGAAGAUAGCAUGGAUAUUACCAAAAGUCACACAGUUGCCAUAGAUAAUCACGUUUUUAAGCAAGAUGAGACAAAUUUACAGAAAGUGGCUGCACCAAUAUCUGAAAAAGAAAAAAUGCUCCAAAACUGCACAGCUGUGGCAGAAAGUAGGAAAAUGAAUGUAAAUUGUAGUUCAGUUCUUCAUAUACCUAAGAAAAGAUUACAGCAGAGCCUAACAAAUUCUUUAUCAAUUCCAUUGACUGAUAGAAAGACUGAACUCUUCACAGAUGAAGAUAUGGAUUUGACUAAAUGUCACACAGGCAAAUUAGGAAGUCAAACUCCUCUUGCAUCUUAUGAUCUAGCACCGAAGGAUACAAGUAAAUGUCACUCUUCCAACAAAAGACUUUCAGAUAAAUGGGAUGUGACUGAACAUCACAUCGAACCAUCCCCACAACCAAAUGUGGCAUCUGAAAAUAUUGUACCUACCACCUGGGACAAAGAAAAACAUCACAUUUUCAAGAUGUCAUUCCAUCUUGAUAAAGAUUCUCCUCAGUCAAUUGGUUAUAAGCAGAAUAUAGCAAAAGCUCAAAAUAUAAUCUCUGGGAGAGAUCUUGAUAAACAAGUGGCACUGGGGAAUAAUAGAAAUGUAGUUUCAUGGGAGCAAUCUUUGUUUUCGGCCGCAAAACCUUUAUUUUUAUCAGAAAGACAAGCACUUGUGAACAAUCAUAUUACUACUACUAAUAGUCAUACACUGAUAGCUGAACCAGACGAGAAUUCUAAACUGCCUGAGCCACUGAGGAAAAGUUUAGGAAGGCCCACAACUAUCUCUUCUGAUGACAGGAUGGUUUCUUGUUCAGCAGAGGAACAAACUAUGGAUUUAACCAAAAGUCACACUGUUGCCAUUGGAUGUGGUCCUUCUGAAGCACAAAUAUUUGGUAGCUCUAAUUUAGAACACGCUAACAGUCAGCUAACAAUAGAAAGCACACAGAUGGCUGUAAAAGUUGAAAAAUGUAAUAAAACUCAUGUAGAAAAAACUGAAACAUCUAUAUCUAAUGAUACAGAAGUAAUAGAUGACAAACUUGUACAGAAACCUGGAUUUCUGGAUGAAAAACAAAGUGCCAAAACUUAUGGAAGGAAAAGUGUUGGUGCAUUGAAGAUGGACAAAACUAUUGUAUUUUCAGAGAGUGAUCAAAAUGAUAUGGAUAUCACUAAGAAUUAUACAAUAGAAAUAAGUAAGAGACCUUUAUCAGAUGAACAAGAUUCUGAUUUGGUGCCUUUGCCAAAAACUUCUAGAACCAUUUUGUAUACGCGCGGACAGGAUGACAUGGAGAUGACUAGAAGUCUCACAACUGCCUUAGAAUGUAAAACUGCCUCACCAGAGGAAGUAACGACUAAGCUUGUGGAUAAGACUGUAAUGUUUGUAGACAAUCAUGAUCUAGAAAUGACAAAGUGCCAUACUGUUCUCAUUGAUUACCAAGGAAAGGAGAAAACAAUGCUUCCAAUCAAACCCAAUUUUGAGCUACCACAAAUGGAAAGAAUAGGGACACUGAAAGUGAUAUCUGAUGAGAGCAGGGUUUUUUUCCCAGAGGUUGGUGAAAAUGACCCUCUUGCAGUAAAAGGCAGCCAGCUAACAGUACCAGGCAAAUGGUCUAAUAGACCUAUAGAAAAUGCUGUAGCAUGUAUAGGUGAUGAGAACAUUGAGAUGUCUAAAUCAGUGACCCGGGAGAAUGACAAACACAAGCCUGGGUUUCUGAAGGUACCUCAAUCAGACAAAAAUCAGAGAAGGAAAAGCCUCAAGAUUAAAAAUGAUAAGACUAUUAUAUUUUCAGAGAGUAAUAACAAUAAUAUGGACAUAACCCGGAGUUGUAUGGUAGAAGUCAAUCAUAAAAGUGCCCAAGAAGAUCAAGAGGACUCUCACUUGAUGCCCAUGGCAGAAACUUCUAAAACUGGUUUGUAUGCAUGUGGACAGGAUGACAUGGAGAUGACUAGAAGUCACACAACUGCCUUAGAAUGUAAAACUGCCUCACCAGAGGAAGUAACUACUAGGCUUAUGGACAAGACUGUAAUGUUUCGAGACAACUGUAAUGAUCUAGAAGUCACCAAGUCCCACACUGUUUAUAUUGAUUAUCAAGCUAUGGAGGAAGUACUUCCAGAGGGCCCUAAAUUUGGACUCAUAAAAGAAAAGAACUUCCCUAUUUCUUUUCCUAAGGAAGAUAACACUGCUCAAAAAACCAGUACCAAACAGGUACAAGCCAUAGAAAACAAAAUGAUUUCUCACCCUGAGCAAAAGCAUCCUAUGGUACCCUUUGUUUCUACUAAGAUUUUGUCUGGGGAUGGAGAUGAAAUGGAAACCACCAAAUUCCAUAGCACUUAUGCAGAUGAAGAAGUCAUGGAGAAGGUUGUGGAUUCAGCCUGUAUGUUGGGGAAAACGAAAAUUGAAAGUUGUCGCUUAAAUAGAGCAGACAGAAGAAAUGUGGAUCUUACAAGCAGUCAUGCACCUGUUACUUGUGGAUCCAGUGAUAAGUGUUGUUUACCAGAUGUGAUUUCCUAUGUUGAUAAUGUGGAGGAGAAUAUUGUGUCCUUGUGUGAUAAAGAAGAAGCCAUUAAUCACCCAGUAAGCAAUGAUAUUGCUUAUGCAAAUGAUCUGGCAGCUGAAUAUUACUUGAAAGCUGAGCAACCGCCUAUCUCAGUUCCUUAUCCUUUGUUAGAAAAGACUGAAGUUACUCAGACUGAUACCAAAGGGCAGUUAGACUCUGUUAUAACACUACUCACAGAUCAAGAGGAUGUGAUUAAAGAUCUUCAAAACGUAGUAACUAAUCCAAUGAUAGUAGGAAGUCAAGAUCUAGAAGAGAUAACUAAACUUAGUUCAAAGCGAGUAUCUUUUAAACUUCCAAAUGAUCAAAUGGAGGACUUUGUUGAUAAUGAGGAACUUAGUUUAAAGAAGACCUUUGUGAAUGUUUGUGCUGCUCCUCAGCCUCAUUUCUCAACUCAACUUCUACUUUUACCUCAAGAAGCCCAAAAUACUGUUAGUGAAGAUGAAACAAUAUUGUCUAAAGCUGGUUAUGAGAAUUUAAAUGCUAUAGGAAAAUCCUCUGGACCCACAUAUAAAAAUAAGUCUACAAUGCUCAAUAAUGAGAAACAGUUCACAGUAGCCUAUGGAAAAGAAUUGAAGGAAAAUAUGCAAACAGUUAAAUGUGGUACAGGUACAGAUCUCCACAGUAAUUCAGACUUAACUAAUCAAGUCAAUCAAAUCCAUGCCAAUCUUAGAGAACCAUUAGAUACUGUGAUUGCAUCUUAUGCUCCAAGUUUUAGUACCAAACAAAAUCAGAAUAAUAAAAAUGGGAAAACUGAAGGUUUUUCAAAUUUGCAAAUUGUUCACAUACCACCUCUUUCAGAACAGUUGCUUGAUUUAGCAAAUAAAGCACCCAAUGAUUUAAGUAUAGUGCAAGCCAUAGACAAACAUAAUAUUAACAUUGAGUCUAGCAAUGCCAAAGAUGACAGAAAUGAACAUAAAAAUUCUCAUAAUGUAUCUGAAAUCAAUUCUGUAUCAUUAAUGACAGUUGUAAAAGAUGCAAAUAAAACAAGGAAACGUUCUUUGGGAAUCUUUUUGCCCCGAUUGCCAAACAAAAGAAGUCAUAAUGUCACUGGUACAGAUGACCUGGAACAGAUUCCAGCCGACACAACUGAUUUAAAUCAUUUAAAAACUCAGCACAUCCUUAGCAAAAAUUCAGGUAUUGCAUCUGUUGCAGUUUAUAGCUUGGAUAAGCUGAAUUUAAGUCCAUCUCAAUAUAUAAAUGAAGAAAAUCUUCCUGUGUACCCAGAAAUUAAUUCCUCAGACUCAAUUAAUGUAGAAACUGAGGAAAAGACUUUGAUUGAAAUAGACCAAAAAGGGCUUUCAUCAUCUGAAAAUGACAUGGAAGAAACCCAGGCUAGUCAAAAAAGAGCUUCGGUACCAGAAGACGAUGGUGCUAUUCAGAGUAAGAAACAAAUCAGAAAAGAUGAAGUUAAACUUAGUGAUGCUGUACAAGACCAGCAGGUAUUUGACCACCAUACUGAAGGAGAUAUGGAUAAAAAUGCCAAUAGUACAUUGAUGAAAAGUCUGACCAGGACCCCACCUAGUUGCAGCAGCUCUCUGGAUUCAAUCAAGGGUGAUGGGGCUUCUCUGGACUUUAGCACACAUCGCAGUAGUCAAAUGGAAUCGCAGUUUCUCAGAGACACAAUUUGUGAAGAGGGUUUGAGAGAGAAACUCAUGAAUGGGAGAAUAACAAUAAAGGAGUUCUUUAUACUUCUUCAAGUCCAUAUCUUAAUACAGAAACCACGGCAGAGCAAUCUCCCAACCAAAUUUACUAUAAACACCCCACCUACUCCAGAAGACCUGAUGUUAACACAGUAUGUUUACCGACCCAAAAUACAGAUUUAUAAAGAAGACUGUGAGGCUCUCCACCAAAAAAUUGAAGAAUUAAAACUCUCUGCACUGAACCAAGAUAAACUGCUGAGUGAUGUAAAUAAGAACUUGUGGGGGAAAAUGAGACAUUAUUCAGAUGAGGAGCUUAAGGCGUUUGGAAUUUACUUGAACAAAAUAAAAUCACGUUUUACCAAGAUAACUAAAGUCUUCACUCACCAAGGAAAAGUGGCGCUCUACAGUAAACUGGUACAAUCAGCGCAGAGUGAAAGGGAGAAACUCCAGAUAAAGAUGCAUGAGAUGAACAUCAUACUUAAAGAGAUCGAUAACUGUCUCACUAAGGUAGAAAUAGAAACAAAGUAUUUGGAGGAUGAAGAGAAAGACAAUGCUCUGAAAGAAUGGGAUUCUAAAAUGAGAGCUGCAGAGAAAGAAUUGAAACAGCUAAAAACCCACGAAGAAGAACUUCAAAGGAAUAUUUUAGAACUGCAGGUACAGAAGCAGCAGAUGCUUGCUCAAAUAGACUUUGUGAAAAAACAAACAAACAAAACUGAAGAGCUAUUGGAUCAAUUGAGCUUGUCUGAAUGGGAUAUCAUUGAGUGGAGUGAUGACCAAGCUGUAUUCACCUUUCUUUAUGACACAAUAGAGCUCACUAUCACCUUUGGAGAGGCCAUAGUUGGUCUUCCUUUCCUGGCCAAGGACUGUAGGAAGAUUACUGACCUCAAUUUUCAAUCGAUUUUGGAUGAAGAUAAAGCCCCUCCUUCCUCCCUGUUAGUUCAUAAGCUUAUUUUCCAGUAUAUUGAAGAACAGGACUCCUGGAAGAAGAAAUGCACAGCACAGCACCAGGUUUCCCAGAUGCUUCAAGAAAUCUCAUUGGUAGUGAAUCAUUGCAGACUUCUUGGAGAGGAGAUAGAAUUUUUAAAGAGAUGGGGACCAAAUUAUAACCUCAUGAACAUUGAUAUAAAUAAUACUGAAUUGAAGCUUUUAUUCUCCAGUUCUGUAGCAUUUGCUAAGUUUGAGAUAACUUUGUCUCUCUCAGCCCAUUAUCCAUUUGUCCUGUUACCAUUCUCCAUUCAAAUUCACCUUGGCAACACUGGCCAAGAUGAAAUUGCUGCCAUUUUAUCUAAUGUGCCACUAGAGGGCAACUACCUGAAGAAUGUCGUCAAGCAAAUUUACCGAGAUCUGCUUCAAAACUCUCAUUGUUACCAAUAGACCAUUGACUACAGGUGUAAUAACCAAGUAGGAUGCAUUUAAUAGUGCUAUACUAGAGUGUCUAUUUGUGUUUAGCUUUUGAAGUCUAGGAAAACUCCUUCUAGUAAUGCUAUAGUUAAUUUUUGUAUAGUUUCUAAAACUCUAUAGUCACAGAUGAUGACAGGCUCACAAAGACUGCUAUUAGUCGAUGUGUUUAUCUUUCUACUAAAGCUUUUAGUAGUAGGAUACUAAGGGAAAUUUCUUCUACCUAUAUCCUAAUGUGGUGCUCUCUGCUAAAGAAAACAAAGAACAACUUUUAUAAGUAAAAGGGGUUAAUACUACUCACAAAAACUAGCUUUCUCCCCAUAUUGACAACUAUGACUUUGAGGUAGCUUGGCUUCUGCCAGAGACAUACUUGUCUGUAUAUAAACUACUCAACCUCCUUGUUCUCCAUUCUAGAAAUAGUAUUAAGAGAGUGCAGUAGCACUCAGCUAUUGGAAUGGCUGCCAUCUUUUGAGGCCCUUGCCAUAUUUUAGUAUAUAGUGUAUAUUAGUGUUUUCUUAAGUAUAUCUUUUCUAGAGAAAGUGCAUUUGUUUUGGCUCAAUAUAUAUAUGUAAAUAUAUUGAUGUUGUUUUUAUGUCUGUAUUAUAGUAAUUACAUUUCAAACAUUAUAUCCCAAACCUCAGUUUUGUCAAGUUCUGAUUGUAUUAAUUAGCUAAUAUUAGUACCAAGUCCUGAAACCACACCCUUUUCAUACACAAAAAUAAACAUAUCCUUUGAUUAUUGAGUGACUAAUAGUUUAUGUGAAGGAUAUAGCUAUGUAAACUUUCCCACAGCCUUUAGUCAAAUAAUAAUCAUGAUUUUGUUGGUUUUAUUGUAAGCUCUAAAACUAUUGUUUAGCUAAUUUGGCUUAAUUGGUUUUAUACUUUGGGAUCAGGUUAAUUUCCUAGGGGUUCCAUGAAUGCUAUCAUCCUUGGCUGGUUUCAGAGAUAGAGGUCAAAAGAUCACAUGGUCUUUUUAAACUUCAGUGUUCCCUUUUUCCAUGAAUUCAUUGGAAAGCUUUUAAAGACAUCACUAGCUUUCUUAUGGUAGUUAGUAUAUUUCUUUUCUGUAAAUGCAAAAAGUAGAGGUUUGAGUACUCUGGAAUGACCAGCUACAAAAACAAUUUGGCUUUAUAAUGAUCAUCUGCUUUCUUGCAUUUGGCAUGCGUACUUGUAAUAUUUACCUCAUUGUUUUAUUUGUUCAAAAUAUUAGGUCAUGUCACAAAAUCAUUUGGAAGUUUUUCCUUCAGUGACUGGAAAGCAGAUAAUUUUUUGCACUAUUAAAAUGAGUUUAUUGAAUGAAAUUUUUAGAAAGCAGUAUCUCUUUUAUGAAGUAAAGAGUGUUUUUACUAUGUACCGAACAGAUCUUACAGCUAUCCUGAAGAAAGCUCCUUCUAAAAAUACCUAAUUGAAAACAGUUAAG